GGCGCGGCGGAACCCGCGAUGCUGCUCUUCUGCCCGGCCUGCGGGAACGUGCUGGUGGCCGAGGAGGGGCCGCGCUGCCACCGCUUCGCCUGCACCACCUGCCCCUACGUGCGCAAUGUCACCAGGAAGGUGACCAGCAGGAAGUACCCGCGGCUGAAGGAGGUGGACGAUGUGCUGGGCGGCGCCGCGGCCUGGGAGAACGUGGACUCCACGGCAGAGCCGUGCCCCAAGUGCGAGCACCCCCGCGCCUACUUCAUGCAGAUCCAGACGCGCUCGGCCGACGAGCCCAUGACCACGUUCUACAAGUGCUGCAACCCGCAGUGCGGGCACCGCUGGCGGGACUGAGGGGGCUGCGGGGAUGGGGCGCGGGGGUCCCGCCGCUGCAAUAAACCUGGCACUGGGUGCGA
Pseudopipra pipra is the source of this 407-nucleotide messenger RNA. It is a transcript of the gene POLR3K, whose product is annotated as RNA polymerase III subunit K. The coding region runs from base 19 to 345 and encodes 108 amino acids. Gene Ontology annotation, molecular function: nucleic acid binding; zinc ion binding. Gene Ontology annotation, biological process: termination of RNA polymerase III transcription; DNA-templated transcription. The transcript is spliced from 3 exons. Gene Ontology annotation, cellular component: RNA polymerase III complex. Lineage: Eukaryota; Metazoa; Chordata; Aves; Passeriformes; Pipridae. The record is from RefSeq and is a predicted model, not a curated record.